This is a messenger RNA of Syzygium oleosum, 2184 nucleotides long. RefSeq names its product F-box only protein 13. NCBI's taxonomy places the organism in Eukaryota, Viridiplantae, Streptophyta, Magnoliopsida, Myrtales, Myrtaceae. The record is from RefSeq and is a predicted model, not a curated record. The transcript has 2 exons. Gene Ontology annotation, molecular function: protein binding. The coding region runs from base 803 to 2008 and encodes 401 amino acids.
AAUUGAAACCAAGCCCUACCCCUUUCUCUUUUUCCUCCCCCUUUUUUCCUCGUCGCUGUUUCACACGCACACUACGCUCAUCUUUUCUUUUUCAGAUAAAGUGCGCACAUUGACAUUGUUGCGCAGGCUUUGCUUGAGGCUUUGGGUUUCUGGGUCGGGAGCUAACACCCGGAUCCGAGGCCAUCCGUAGCUAGAGUCAGCAGUAGCUGUAGCAAGGGGGAGAAAAGAAAAGUCAAAACAGCACGCAGGUCCAACCUGGUGAGAUAAAGAAAAUUAUACGAAAGGAAGACAUGCCCGUGAACAAGAAUCGUCUUUCUUUUCCUUUUGGUUCUUUAAACAAGAAUCAAUAACCACCCGUGUGUUGUUGUUUGUGGGUGGACUCUUUUUGUUGUUGUUUGUGGGUGGACUCUCUCUCUCUCUCCCUCGCUCUCUCUCUCUCUCACGCGCGCGCGCGCGCGCACGCACGCAGAACUCACUAUUUCACUACACCAAUACUGGUGUCAACACCCAACAAGAAGGGAGAAGUGAGCAUAAAAAGGAACCUUCCUGGCACUCUUCCUCCACAAGCUCUCCCACUCCACUUUUUUGUUGGGUUGUUGUCUCUCUCUUCAAAGUCCAACCCCCAUUCUUCUUUAAAACCCCCAAAAGCCCCCCUCCAAUACUUCUCUAUCACAUUGCACUGCUCAGUGCUCACUACUCUCUCUCUCUCUCUCUGUGUUCUUUCUGAUCAAGACUUCCAUUGUAGCAGCAAGAACUGGCAGCAGCAAACAAGCAGGCUUCUCUCCACAAGUUGCUACUCGACAUGGAUAGCCAUGAUCUGUGUGCUUCAAGAUUGAGUCGAAAGAGGAAGUUUGAAUACCAAGAAGAUCAUGGAACCCUGGACUUGGAUGAUCUCAAUCAAGACCUCCUUGAAAAGGUGCUUUCGCGGCUACCAACCUCUGCGUUCUUCCGCCUCACUUCGGUCUGCAAGAGGUGGAAGUCGGUUGCUGAUUCCACGAGCUUCAAGCUCGCCUGCUCUGAGAUUCCUUCCCGUGAGCCAUGUUUCUUCAUGGUUGGCUCAUGCCUCAACAAAUCGGUCGUCUUCGACUCGGCCGAAUCCAAGUGGAAGCAACUCAAUCACCCAUCCUUCCUCCGAAAGGACCUCAGCUUUAUGCCCGUGGCCUCAUCUGGUGGCUUGAUCUGCUUCCGAAAUGCUUCCGGGAACUUCAUCGUGUCCAAUCCCGUGACAGGGUCUUUCCGUGAGCUCCCACAUACUGAGAACCAAACAAUUCAUGCCAUAGUGAUGCAAUCAAGUCCUGGGCCUUACCAUUCUUUCAAGCUUGUAUUGGUGUGUGGUGAAUUCCCAAGGGUCUAUUUCAAAACCUUCAAUUCGGCACUCAAUAGAUGGGAUGACGGUAAUCCGCUCAGCAAAAAUCACGAAGAUUCUGGGGAGAUCGAAGAGGAUGCUGUCUACUUCCUUAGUAAGGCAGGCAAUCUGGUGGCUACCUAUAUGCUCAGAAGCCCAUCAAAGCAAUAUUCCUCAGUUAUGACCAUCAAGAAUGGUCAUGAGAUUGUCUAUUUCCUAAGCUCCUCGGGGACAGUUGUGGCCUGCGACUUGACAAGCAAGUGCUUCUCCGAGUACCCGAGGCUACUGCCUAUUUGGUCCGAGUACUCCGUUGACAUAGUGGAGUGCAGAGGUGAGAUGAUAGUCGUGGUCUUAUCGGAAUUUUUCGAGAGUGCAAGCCUCAGGAUGUGGCGAUACAACGAAGGGAACAGGUCUUGGCAGCAAAUCGGGGCAAUGCCACCGGCCAUGGCCCAUGAAUUUUAUGGCAAGAAGGUGGACAUAAACUGCCUUGGGGCUGGUGACCGGAUAUUGAUAUGCUUGAAUUCAAGCGAGCUGUUUAGGUACAUUCUUUAUGAUUCUGUUGGCAAUGAAUGGAUUGAAUUGCCAACAUGUGAUAUGAAGGGUGAAGUGAUGGAGUUCAUGUCUGCCUUCUCCUUUGAGCCCAGGAUUGAGGCUUGUGGGUGAUAAAAAGGACGGUUUAGUUUGACUGCGGGAGUGUUUGUACUGGAGGGAUUAGGAGUGCUACUGAUUUUUGUAUUCUUUCCCAUUUGUUUUGCUUAUUGGCCAAAGAUUGCUAGGCCAAGAUUAUGACUUUCAUAAUUUUAUUCCGAGUUCAUACAUCAACUUGUUUUUCUGCUCAA